This is a messenger RNA of Beta vulgaris subsp. vulgaris (sugar beet), 1508 nucleotides long. RefSeq names its product probable WRKY transcription factor 40. Gene Ontology annotation, biological process: regulation of DNA-templated transcription. The transcript is spliced from 4 exons. Lineage: Eukaryota; Viridiplantae; Streptophyta; Magnoliopsida; Caryophyllales; Amaranthaceae. The coding region runs from base 187 to 1104 and encodes 305 amino acids. The record is from RefSeq and is a predicted model, not a curated record. Gene Ontology annotation, molecular function: sequence-specific DNA binding; DNA-binding transcription factor activity.
UUUCUUUAAUACUCCAAGAAACUUAUGGCGUAUUUACUCACGCCUUUACUAGUCAAAUUUUAUCAACUAUAUAAAGUCGUUAACAAAGUGGCUAGAACCAUUCACAUUUUCAGAUAUUUACCAUCUACGCUAAAUUAGUUCAAACUGGAAUACUCUUUACAACUAAAUUACAUUAUUCUUCUAUAGAUGGAAUCAUCAUCUAAUUGGGUUCUUGAUACCUCAAAUGGCUUCAAUCUUAACCUUAAUCUUUGCAACAAUUCCGAAAUCAAUGACACGACAAGGGAUGACGAGAGAAAAAGCGGGAACUUAGAAGAGGAGUUGAUCAGGAUGAACAAAGAGAACCAAAAGCUCACACAAAUGCUAGCAUCCAUGUGUGAGAAUUACAGUGUGUUGCAAAAUCAGUUGAUUGGCUUGAUUAGUCCUAGAUCGAAAGGGGAGAACGAGGAUCAAAAUCUUAAGAAAAGAAAAUAUAUGGAAGUCAUGGAUUAUGGAAUACAGGGGAACACAGAGCAUAGUUGUAUCAGCUACGAUGAUUCAUGCAAAGGAUUAAGGCUCUUAAGUACCAAGCCUAAGAUCACUAAUAAAAUGUUGAUUCGGACCGAAAAAUCGGAUACAAGCUUGGUGGUGAAGGAUGGAUAUCAAUGGAGAAAAUAUGGGCAGAAGGUUACAAGAGAUAAUCCAUCUCCUAGAGCUUACUAUAAAUGUGCUAAUGCUCCGGUUUGUCCAGUCAAAAAGAAGGUGCAAAGAAGUGCAGAUGAUUCAUCCAUCUUGGUAGCAACAUAUGAAGGAGAACACAAUCAUCCCCAACCUAAUGCAAGGGAUCAUUUAGAUAAUGUGGUGUUAAGCUCAACUUAUACUGUAAAUAAUAACGUUAUAACCUCUCCUAAUAGCGUUAUUCCAACCUUAAACCUUGAUUUGAUCAACCAAAAUUCGUUCAACAAUGUCGAGAAGGCGAACGACGUCGUAGAUCCAACAGCAUUGCAGAGAUUACUGGUAGAACAAAUGGCUUCUUCAUUAACCAGAGAUCCUUCUUUUACUUCAGCAUUAGCAGCUGCCAUUUCUGGAAAGAUAUCCCCAAGCAACUAUGAUGAAAGAUGGUUAUAAAAUCUAGGAGAUUUGAAAAUAAAUUACAUCAUUUUAAUUAUGUAGAUUGUAGUUGUCAAAUAUGCAUGGGAUCUCUUAUACUCCAAUAGUCCAAUUUAUUGUGUCAAAAAUUUUGUCUCUCUUCUUUUUUUCUUUCUUCUUUUUCAUGGAGGGAAGGGGAUAAUUGGAGUGAAAUCAUAUACAAAAUAAAAAGUAAAUAAAAUGAGGAUCGAUCACAAAAAGGUUAAACAAAAAUUAGAGUUUGGAUUUUCUAUUUCUAUUGGUGUAUAAUGAUUUUCACCCCUUUGUAUCUAUUUUACUAUGCCAUUACAAAAUUGUAGUCAAAUUUUGGUUAUGAAAGAGUAUAUAAUAUAUAUAUAUAUAUAUAUAUAUAUAUAUAUAUAGUUAUGUGAGUUUCUGUCAAA